Messenger RNA from Megalobrama amblycephala (Wuchang bream), 1448 nucleotides. RefSeq names its product sperm motility kinase X-like. Gene Ontology annotation, cellular component: cytoplasm. Lineage: Eukaryota; Metazoa; Chordata; Actinopteri; Cypriniformes; Xenocyprididae. Bases 1 to 957 code for a protein of 318 amino acids. Gene Ontology annotation, biological process: negative regulation of apoptotic process; regulation of mitotic cell cycle; protein autophosphorylation. The record is from RefSeq and is a predicted model, not a curated record. The transcript has 6 exons. Gene Ontology annotation, molecular function: ATP binding; protein serine/threonine kinase activity.
AUGGAUACUCAUCAGAUCAUCACACCUUCCUCCAGCCCUGCCUCUAAUGGAAGUUUGCAGCUCUUUGCCAUCUCCUGGAAGCCUAGCUGUGUCAUUGAGCCUCAGGUUGAGCAAACCCCAUUACCGCCUGAGCGAGUAGAUCCACCAGUGUACCAGUGGCUCCCCUUGGUCAGUCGUCACGCCACCUCCGCCACGGAUUUGCAGUUCUUCCACUAUGCUCCGUUCCUCCACCCCAUCACAGCGGCAUCGCCUCAGGCCUCAGGCACUCGUGCUUUGCCUCAGACACUCAUCGCCAUGGCAUCGCCUAGGUCUCCUGUGCCAGCGAUGUCACUCUGCUCCCUGGGAUCCAUCGGCUCUGCCUCAGUCGGUCGUCCCCCAGUUGAUGUCAGCCUCCAUGCCACCUUAGCUCCUCCCUCCCUCGACUCCACCCCUGGUCAAUCCAAACAUCUCACCUUGGAGAUCGGCCUGACACUGAUGGCUAAUAAAGGCCCCAGCGUUCCUCACAUAAUUAAACUUCUGGACUGUCAGGACGACACAGACAACUACAGUACAGUCCAAAAUAUUCGGCAGGUCAUUCAAGCCGCUAACAUCUGCUGUGAGCGCGGCGUCUUCCACCGGGACGUCAAACCGGAGAACCUGCUGGUGAACCCCGACACCACGGAGGUCAAACUGAUUGACUUCGGGUGUGGUGUGCUCAUGAAGAAUUCUGCCUUCAAAGACUUCAGUGGCACAAAAGCGCCCUGUCCUCCAGAGAUCAAGUUCGAUGGCAGGUACCACGCAAAGCCGAUGACAGUGUGGUCACUCGGGAUCCUCCUGUUAAAAAUGGUGUGCAGGGAUUUUCCCACACCCCACGAUCUGUACACCAUCAGUGCCAAAAUCUGGACCAGAUCUAGCCAUCUAAUGCAUACAAAAAAAAAAAAAGACCAGUCACUUCAAAAAGAUCCGGUCAUGGAGUAAGAUGGAGAACAUCAGCAAACAUCUCCCUGUUGGCCUCAGUCAGUUUUGCAUCUGAUGGCUGACAUGAGUGACCUGUCCAUCCCUUCACUCAGGCCUCAGCGUCUUGACUUGAAGCAGCAAUAUUUGUGUCUGGCGGUAUUGAAAGUCAAAUUUUGAAUACUGCCAUAUGCACCUAUUGCAAAAUGUCUUAGUACAAAGACAUUUUGAAAGAGAAUUUAUAAGAUAUUUUGUAAGAAUUCAUAAGAAAAUUUAUGAGAAAAUGUACAUUUGUAAGAAAAUGUAUAUUUUGUAAGAAUUUAUUAGAUAUUUAAGACAUUUUGUAAGAAAAUUUGUAAGAAAAUAUAUUUUAUAAGAAUAUUUAUAAGAGAAUUUGAAUAAGAAAAUGUAUAAUAAGUUUAUAUUUACAUUUAUUAUGCACUGUUCCUUUGUAGAGUUUCAUAGUACAUUCUCCUGCAGAAACAAACAACAUCAAUAAAAAUGUAGGUAUUAAA